CAAAUUAAUCUCUGACGGACCGUCUGCACCUUUACAUCCAGCAAGGUCGGUCAAAAAUGGUGAAAAGAAAGAGCUUGGAUGACAGUGACCAGGAAAACUGCCGGGGGAUCCCAUUUCCGAUCCAAACCUUUCUAUGGAGACAGACCAGCGCGUUUUUGCGGCCAAAGUUAGGGAAGCAGUAUGAAGCCUCCUGUGUGUCAUUUGAGCGGGUGCUGGUGGAGAAUAAACUCCACGGGCUCUCUCCAGCUCUCACUGAGGCCAUCCAGAGCAUCUCUCGCUGGGAACUGGUCCAGGCUGCGCUGCCUCAUGUUCUCCACUGCACUGCCAUCCUUCUUUCAAACCGCAACAAGCUGGGGCACCAGGAUAAACUUGGUGUAGCUGAGACUAAACUCCUUCACACUCUUCAUUGGAUGCUUCUGGAAGCAGCCCAGGAGUGCCACCAGGAGCCUGGCCUGGGACAUGGCUGGUCAGGGGGCAGCAGUGGUAGCAGUAGUGCCUACCUUCAGCCAAUAGGGAAUCAGGGUCUCACAGACCGCAACGGCAGUACCACUGAAGAGAACGAGUAUGCCCGUGCCAAAUUGUACCACAAGAACAUGGCCACUGUGGAGCUCUUUGUGUUUCUCUUUGCUCCCCUCAUUAACCGGAUCAAGGAGUCAGACCUCACUUUCCGACUAGCUGGUGGACUUGUUAUUUGGCAGCCAAUGUGGGAGCACCGUCAACCUGAUGUUCCUGCCUUUUCUGCCCUCAUCAAGCCCAUGCGCAACAUCAUUACAGCAAAGAGGAAUUCUCCAGUGAAUAACCAGUGUAGUCCUCGUGAUAUCAGCAACCCUUGCCCUGCAGUGGUAUGCGAAUCAGCUCUGCUCGGCUCUUCCUCCCCCUCAGUGACAGGACAGAGCUGUCGUCGUGGCAACUCUGUAGACAAGGGAGGGUCCUCACAGCAGGCCUUUGAGAAAGGAUUUUCACAGCAGAAGAAGUUCUCAGUCCCUGGUGAUAUGUCUGUAUCACAGCGAGCAAGGUAUGGCACCUACUUUGAUGUUGCAGUGCUCCGUUGCUUGAUGCAGCCUCACUGGACAGAAGAUGGUGUCCACUGGGCCCUUAUAUUCUAUCUGCAGCGACUGCGUCAGAUACUGCAGGAGAAACCCGAACGCUCCCCCCAGCUCCUGAUACCCCCCCUACCACGACCUCGCAGUAGCUCCAUGGUGGCUGCUACCCCUUCUUUGGUCAAUACUCACAAAACACAGGACAUGACUCUGAAAUGUAAUGAGGAGGGCAGAUCUUUGAGUUCUGAGACCUUCUCCAAGGUGUCAGUUACCAACCUCAGGAGGCAAGCAGUCCCUGACCUCUCAACUGAGAUGGGCAUGAACAUAUUCAAAAAGUUUAAGAAUCGUAGAGAAGAUCGGGAGAGAAAAGGCUCUAUCCCAUUCCACCAUACUGGGAAGAAACGUCAGCGACGAAUGGGCAUACCAUUCCUGAUGCAUGAAGACCACCUAGACGUCUCACCCACACGUAGCACCUUCUCCUUUGGAAGCUUCUCUGGACUGGGAGAUGACCGCCGUGCUCUGGACCGCGGAGGCUGGCCUUCCACCAUCAUGGGAAAGUUAACACGCCGUGGAAGCUCAGAUACUACAGGAGAUGUGGACAGUCUUGGAGCGAAACAUUUUCAUUCCCAUCACAACUUGCCUGAACACUCCAACAGCCACAGUGACAAUACCAUCAAAGAGGGUGUUCAUUCCCAGAUCUCUACUAUCACCAUGGCUACAUUUAACACCACUGUGGCUUCCUUUAAUGUGGGCUACACUGAUUUCUUCACGGAGCACAUUAAGAAACUGUGUAACCCCAUUCCCAUCCCUGAGUUGCAAUGUGAACCACUGGCCUGCUCCAACCUUCCGCGAAGUCUGACAGACUCUUGCAUCAACUACUCAUCCCUAGAGGACCGAGACACCAUCGAGGGCACUAACAACUUCAUUUUGAAGAAUGGCAUGCUGGACCUCACGGCUGUUCUACGUGCCCUGUAUUCCGUGCUCACACAUGACAUCAGUUCUCGGAUUUGCGACGUGGCGCUCAACAUAAUCGAAUGCCUCCUGCAGCUGGGCGUGGUUCCCAGUAUGAUUAAGAAAACCUCCAAACCUGAAGACAAGGAGGCAGAGCGUCAAAAAGAGGGAGCAAGUCAAAGUGUUGGGGGAGCUCAGGGGGAGGCGACUGGAGGUACAGGUGCACCUAAUGGAGGUGAUGAAGGUGGGGAAGGGGAGAGUCAUGGUGGAAGCAGAGAUGAUAUAAAGAACAGCAAAGACAAAAAGGAGGGAGACACUACUCCCAGCACUCACAGGCUAGCUCUCACCAUGCUUAUUAAAAUUGUAAAAUCACUUGGCUGUGCAUAUGGUUGUGGUGAAGGCCAUCGUGGAAUCUCUGGAGACCGUCUGCGACUACAGGCUCAGAACUGUUUGACCACUCUGUACAAGUUGGAUAAAUUGCAGUUCCGGCAGACCAUGAAAGAAUAUGUUAAUAAGGACUCACUCAACAACAUUGUGGAUUUCCUGCAUGCUCUUCUUGGCUUCUGCAUGGAGCCAAUCACUGACAACAAGGCUGGCUUUGGAAACAACUUUACCACAGGCGGGGAUAAGUCUCUGGCCCAGAGCAUGGAGACAGUGGUGGUAGGCUGCAUGUUCAAGUCACUCAUCACCAGAUGUGCCUCCACUACACACGAGCUUCACAGCUCUGAGAACCUGGGUCUGUAUUGUGACAUACGUCAGCUGGUUCAGUUCAUUAAGGAGUCUCAUGGAAAUGUUUUUCGACGUGUGGCUCUCAGUGCCCUUCUGGACAGCGCUGAAAAACUCAAUACCACCAAAAAACCAGAAGAAAAGGAGGAGGCCAAGCCAGCUACAGCAAAAAACGAGGAACAGAUCCCUGGAGCUCUGUUAGGAAGGAAAGAUUUUUGGAGGAAGAUGUUCAAGUCUCAGAGUGCUGCCAGUGAUACCAGCAGCCAAUCAGAGCAAGACACAUCAGAGUGCACCACCGCCCACUCCGGGACCACCACAGACCGACGUUCACGCUCUCGCUCCCGACGGAUCUCACUCCGCAAGAAGCUCAAACUGCCCAUAGGUAACUGGCUUAAACGAUCCUCUCUAUCUGGCCUAGCUGAUGGGGUUGAGGAUCUGCUGGACAUCAGCUCAGUGGACAGACUGUCCUUUAUCAGACAAAGCUCCAAGGUCAAGUUCACUAGUGCAGUAAAGCUGUCGGAGGGUAGCGCCAUUGAGUAUGGGCGAGAGGAAGAGGAGAAUUUCUUCAAGCGUCUCGGUAAAUGGAGGUCUGGUCGGAGGAACCCAUCCAAGCUUCACCACACAGAAGAGAAAGAUGGUUGCCAUGGAUUCCAGGAGCGCUUGGCUGCCAGUCAGGAGGCCAUGAAGAAUAAGAACAUAGUGAAUCUAGGUGCAAUCAGACAGGGCAUGAAGAGGUUUCAGUUCCUGUUGAACUGCUGUGAGCCAGGAACCAUACCAGAUGCUUCGAUUUUAGCUGCAGCACUUGACCUGGAAGCCCCUGUGGUGGCAAGGGCCUCGCUUUUCCUGGAGUGUGCCCGUUUCGUGCAUCGAUGUAACCGUGGGAACUGGCCAGAAUGGAUGAAGGGUCACCAUGUUAACAUUACUAAGAGAGGGUUGUCCAGAGGCCGAUCACCUGUAGCAGGAAACAAAAGGAACACCAAACUCCAGUGGAAUGCAGCCAAACACUUUUACCAGUGGGGAGACGCAAUAGGCACUCGUCUGAGUGAAAUUUGCCACUCAGACAGUGAGAGUCCAGCCAACAUCUUGGGUUUUAUCUAUGAUGAAGAGAGCAAGAGACGAGUGAGAAAGGAAGAUGAGGAUGAAGAUUAUCUGGAUGACAACACAGUCAACCCUACAAAGUGCAGCUGUCCCUUCGCUCUUAAGAUGUCGGCUUGUCAGCUGCUUUUGGAGAUCACCACUUUCCUGCGAGAGACCUUUCCCUGUCUCCCCAGACCUCGAACAGAGCCCCUAGUGGAUUUAGAGAGCUGCCGUUUGCGUCUGGACCCUGAGCUAGGUCGUCACCGCUAUGAAAGGAAGAUCAGUUUUGCAGGAAUCCUGGAUGAUGAAGAUGGACAUGAUUCUCUGAACAGCAGCAGUCACACACUCAAGUCUGACACUGGCUGUGAGGAGAAGAAAUCAUCACAAGAGCCUCUGGCUCCAAUUAGGAGGAUCCGUAUUGGUGGCUCUCGGCUGCUACAGAUUAAAGGAGCAAGGAGUUUCCGCGUAAAGAAAGGAGGCUCUUUGUCAUCUAUCCGCCGUGCCGGGAGUCUGAAAAGCACUAAGAUGUCUAGACAAGACUCUGAAUCUGAGAAUGAUGCAGAGUCAGAACGGCUGCUCUCUCACAGUAGAGACACUGUCACCGAUAUAGGGAGCCCUUGGAGUGCUAGCGAGCCAAGUAUUGAACCUGAGGGUCCUGGUAGCACAGGGGGUGUGGAGGACAACUAUCACCGCAAUAUGUCAUGGCUGCAUAUCAUGAUUCUGCUGUGCAACCAGCAGAGUUUCAUCUGCACUCAUGUGGAUUUCUGCCACCCUCGCUGCUACCAGCACCACAGCCGUUCCUGUGCUCGGCUCGUCCGUGCCAUCAAACUUCUGUACGGAGAGACAGUGGACAGCCUGAAAGAGAGCAGUGCGACCAGCAAUAUCAGCGGCCGUGCCAAGAAGAGCAAAGAGUGUUCAGACAAAUCUUGCCUGCGUACCCCAUCCAUGAAAAGACGCCCUGCUGACAGCAGCACUGAGGGGAAAAAAGAUACUGGCAUGCUGAAGUACAUCCGCAACCAGGUGAUGAGCCUGUCCCCAGCCCCUCUCUCCUUGCUCAUAAAAGCGGCUCCUAUCCUGACGGAGGACAUGUAUGGAGACAUCCUGCCUGCGGCCUGGGAGCUCCUGCUGAGUGUAGAUGAGCAUAUGGCUGCAGCUGCAGCCGCCAUGUUCCUGCUGUGUGCGGUGAAGGUACCGGAUGGAGUAACAGAGAUGAUGAUGGCCGAGUUUCAGCACCAGGAAGCAGGCCAGAGGAUCAACUCCGUUCUGAAAUUCUAUACUGUAUGGAGGUUCCGGUACCAGGUGUGGCCUCGCAUGGAGGAGGGUGCUCAGCAGAUCUUCAAGAUUCCUCCACCUAGCAUUAACUUCACACUGCCCUCUCCUAUCCUGGGAAUGCCUUGUGUGCCCAUAUUUGACCCUCCAUGGGUACCUGUUAAUGCUGGCAGUGUUCCUGAUGCAAUCAGUGAAGAUCAGUCUAAAUCAUUUUCGGCACGUGCAGUGUCUCGCUCUCACCAACGGGCAGAGCACAUCCUGAAAAACAUGCAGCAGGAGGAAGAGAAGAGGAGGCUCGGCCGUGAGGCCAGCAUCAUCACCGCCAUCCCUAUCGCUCAGGAGGCUUGUUAUGAAGCCACAUGUAGCCCCCCGCCCGAGCAGGAGGAAGAGGAAGAUGUGAUGAACCUGACAUCUCGUCGUCUGUCCGUCAGCCCCUCCUGUGCCUCCAGUAACUCCCACAGAAACUACUCCUUCCGCAGAGGCUCUGUGUGGUCAAUGCGGUCUGCGCUCAGUGCUGAAGAUGAUGAGAACACAACAGAACUCACACCAACACAUCACAUGCUGCAGCCACCCCAGGCCGUUUUCCCACCAUGCAUCUGUGCUGCCGUGUUACCAAUUGUGCACCUGAUGGAAGAUGGAGAUGUUCGGGAGGAUGGGGUUGCAGUAUGUGCUGUUGCUCAGCAAGUCCUGUGGAACUGCCUGAUUGAAGAUCCAGCACUGGUUCUUAGGCACUUCCUGGAGAAACUCACAGUCAGUAACAGACAGGAUGAGCUGAUGUACAUGCUGAGGAAACUGCUUCUUAACAUUGGGGAUUUGCCUGCACAGACCUCACACAUUCUUUUUAACUAUCUGGUGGGCUUGAUCAUGUACUUCGUAAGGACUCCUUGUGAGUGGGGCAUGGAUGCCAUAUCAGCCACACUGACCUUCCUAUGGGAGGUGGUGGGUUAUGUGGAGGGACUCUUUUUCAAAGACCUUAAACAGACUAUGAAGAAAGAACAGUGUGAGGUCAAGCUCUUGGUUACUGCCUCCAUGCCAGGAACCAAAACCCUGGUGGUUCAUGGACAGAAUGAAUGUGAUAUUCCUACCCAGUUACCAGUGCAUGAAGACACCCAGUUUGAAGCCCUUUUGAAGGAGUGUCUUGAAUUCUUCAAUAUACCAGAAGCUCGGUCUGCUAACUACUUUCUAAUGGAUAAACGUUGGAACCUUAUCCACUAUGCCAAGACCUAUGUGCGUGACAUCUACCCUUUCAGAAGAUCAGUGUCUCCUCAGCUCAACCUUGUUCACAUGCUUCCAGAAAAGGGACAGGAGCUCAUUCAGAAACAGGUGUUUUCUAGAAAGCUGGAAGAGAUCGGCCGAGUCCUUUUUAUCAUCUCACUCACCCAGCGUAUGCCUGCCAUGCACAAACAAUCCCAUGUCUCCAUGCUUCAGGAAGACCUUCUACGACUGCCAUCAUUUCCUCGCACUGCCAUCGAUGCAGAGUUCACCCUAUUCAACGAGCCUUUAGGCAAAGAGCUCUUUGGUUUGGACACAUUACAUAAGGUUCUGUGGAUUAAACUGCUGGAGGAGAUGUUUCUGGGCAUGCCCAGUGAAUAUCCCUGGGGUGAUGAGAUUAUGCUAUUUCUGAAUGUGUUUAAUGGUGCCCUGCUUCUACACCCUGAGGACAGUGCCCUCCUCAGGCAGUACAGUGCCACUGCCAUCAACACAGCUGUACACUUUAACCACCUCUUCUCACUCAGCGGCUAUCAGUGGAUCCUUCCAACCAUGCUGCAGACUUAUGCAGAUUAUGAGAGUAACCCAUUGCUGCGUCAAGGGAUUGAGUUUUGCUGCAGGCAGUUCUAUAUUCUCCACCGUAAACCGUUCAUCUUGCAGCUCUUCGCUAGUGUGGCCCCACUGCUGGAAUUCACUACACGCACUAGUACUGGUCUAUCGAAAGGCGUGUCUUCACAGUGCCUUUUUGACCUCCUGGUUUCUUUGGAGGGAGAGACUGCAGAUAACCUAGAUGCUCUGGAGCUGGUGAAGGCUGAGAAACCUCUCCGUUCUCUAGAUUUUUGCUAUGGUAAUGAGGAUCUGGCCUUCUCAAUCAGUGAGGCCAUUAAGUUGGGUGUCACCGUGGUUGCUUAUGCCCCAGAAUCCUACCGCAGUCUACAGAUGCUGAUGGUUCUGGAGGCUUUGGUUCCUUGUUAUCUGCAGAAGUUGAAGGGUAACACACAGACUCUGGAGUCAGCAUCUGCAGCGAGGGAUGAGAUUGCUGCUAUAGCUGCUCUGGCUACCUCUCUUCAGGCUCUGCUUUACAGUGUGGAGGCACUGACACGACCUAUGACUGCACCUCAGAUGAGUCGAUGUGAUCAAGGCCACAAGGGAGCAACCACAGCUAACCAUGCCAUGUCUGGAGGACCAAACACCAGGGAUAAUCUACACCUGCUGGAGGAGGGUCAGGGUAUAUUGAGGGAGGAACUGGACGAGCGGAUCGCCCGUGAAGAGUUUCGUCGGCCCCGUGAGUCUCUUCUUAACAUCUGCACAGAGUUCUACAAGCACUGCGGCCCGCGUCUCAAAAUCCUGCAGAAUGUGGCAGGAGAGCCCAGAGUCACUGCUCUAGAACUGCUGGAUAUAAAGUCUCAUAUGAGACUAGCAGAAAUUGCCCACUCCCUUCUAAAACUGGCCCCUUACGACACAAUGACCAUGGAGAGCAGAGGGUUGCGCCGCUACAUCACAGAGAUGCUACCCAUCACCGAUUGGUCAGCAGAGGCGGUUCGUCCUGCCCUCAUCCUUAUUCUGAAGAGGCUGGAUCGCAUGUUUAACAAGAUUCAUAAGAUGCCCACACUCAGGCGACAGGUGGAGUGGGAGGCUGCUAGCAGUCUGAUUGAAGGGAUUUGUUUGACACUCCAUCGGCAGCCCAUUAUCUCCUUCCUGCCACACCUGCGAUCUCUUAUCAACGUCUGUGUCAACCUGGUGAUGGGCGUGGUGGGACCCUCUAGUGUAGCAGAUGGACUGCCCUUGUUGCAUCUGAGUCCUUACCUGUCCCCUCCUCUUCCCUUCAGUACAGCAGUUGUGCGUUUGGUUGCCAUGCAGAUCCAGGCUUUAAAGGAUGACUUCCCACUCAGUCAUGUGAUCUCCCCCUUCACCAAUCAGGAGAGACGAGAGGGGAUGCUGCUUAACCUUUUGAUUCCGUUUGUAUUGACUGUGGGCUCAGGGAGUAAAGACAGUCCUCAUCUGGAGCAGCCGGAGAUAUUCCUACUUUUGCAGACGGUCCUCAACAUCCUGUUACCUCCACGCAUCAUCAGCACCUCCCGCAGUAAGAACUUUGUGCUGGACGCCUCUCCUGCACACUGCUCCACUCCAGGAGACACUGGGAAAGACCUGCGUCGAGAGGGACUCGCUGAAUCCACCAGCCAGGCUGCUUACCUUGCUUUAAAGGUGGUCUUAGUGUGCUUUGAGCGACAGUUAGGUAAUCAGUGGUACAAGCUGAGUCUGCAGGUCAAGGAAAUGGCCCUGAGGAAAGUUGGCGGUCUGGCUUUCUGGGAUUUCAUCGACUUCAUUGUGCGCACACGAAUACCAAUCUUCAUUCUUCUGCGUCCCUUCAUACAGUGCAAGCUGCUGACCCAGCCAGCUGAGUCUCAGGAGGAGAUCACGGCCCGUCACCACAUCGCAGAGCAACUGGAGCGUCGUUUCAUCCCACGUUCCCUCUGCAAGAGCUCUCUGUUCGCCGAGUUCAACAAUGAGCUCAAGAUCCUGAAAGAGGCUGUGCACAGCGGCGCUGCAUACCAGGGAAAGACUUCCAUUAGUACUGUUGGCACAUCAACCUCUGCAUACAGGUUGAGUCUGGCCACCAUGUCCCGCUCAAAUACUGGUACAGGAACUGUCUGGGAGCAGGAGAGCCAACCCUCACGCCAGCCCUCGCAGGACACACUCAGCCGCACUGAUGAGGAGGAGGAGGAAAACGACUCCAUAAGCAUUCCCAGUGUGGUAAGUGAGCACGAGGCUUUCCUCCCCAGACUCAUUUCCCAGCGGCGCUUCUCCAGUCACGCCACGGGUUCAGCCGCCACUCGGCCUGAGCCAAGCAUAAGCACCAUGCUGCCCAGUCACAGUGAACCCAAUGUGCUAGAUGAAUCCCAGGGGCUUCUGGAGGAGGGUAACCUUUCUAGGGUUGCCAGUGUGCAGAGUGAACCAGGGCAGCAGAAUCUGCUAAUCCAACCACCUCUCGGUCGUAAGAGAGGGCUUAGGCAGCUACGGCGACCUCUGCUAUCCAUACAGAGGGUGCAGGAUGAGUCUCGUGGACGUCAAGGAGCCAGACUCUCAACAACCCGCAGAAGCAUUCAGCCAAAGAAUAAGCCACUCGACAGGGCACAUGGUGACCAAAAGAGGUCUGUCACUUUCACUGAGACCCAGCAGGAAGCGGCUGGCAGAUCUCCCUCUGCCACUCCCAGCCCCGGCCUGCCAGGGACCACAGAGAGCGGGAGGCUAAGCUAUAUGGCAGGAGGUCACUCUCCCUCCAUCCCAUCAGAGUCCUCAUCACCCAGUAUCAAAACUGCCCAGCACAGCCCAGCACGGCCACAGGUCCCUCAGUUUGAGAAUAAAGAGAGGAAAGAUCAGGGGAGUGUAAGAAGCAGUCUAUCUCCCACCCCCUCGGCCACCUCUGGCUCCACUUCUAGAGUCUGCUCCCCUCUUCCUCCUCCCCUCCCUGUCUUGAGCACUCCUUCCCGGCUGACCCCAACCCAGAUCAGAGAAAGUCCGGAGGAUGAGGAGACCUCUGGGCUUCUGCAGAACACUGAGCUCUCCGUUAGUAUAGGAGAGGACGGUGGAAUGGAGAACCCACUCCUGACUUCACUACUCAAACCCCAUGCACUCUCCCCACUCCCCCUCUCCCCUGUUGACCUGGACCUGGAUGAGUCUCACGUCUGAGAAUGUUCAGCUGCAGGAUUAAAGUGUACAAUACUUUACUAAUGUAAUAGAAAGUUGAGAAGCAAAUACCAGGGCUUAGAUACUGUGCUUAGUUUUCAGCUUACAUUCUAAAUUUUGUUUCUCUGGUCAAAGGGAAAGCAUAAAACCAUACAAAGCUGUCAUGGGACACCCUUUGCAAUUACUAUAAGUAUUUAUUAAGCACUGUGCGUAAUAUUAUCCAACAAUGAAAGCAGAGUAAUGUGCAUUUCUGUGUUGCACCGUUUAGUCUUUUGUUAGAUAUCAUUUUGAAUCUAAACCUUAUAAAGAGAUCAUCAAAGUAUUCUGUGUCAAAAUCAUAUAAACAACAAAAACUGAAUAUUUAAUUACAUAGAUGUAUUCUUAAUAUUUGUCAUCUAUCAUAGUAUUUAUUUAGAGGAAUAUAUAUUAAUUAGAUAUAUAGAAUAAAUAUUAGAAAUGCUUUAUUUUAGGAAAAUAUAGAUGCUUGUAUAAUAUUAAAGCCAAAUAUUAUAUUUGUGCCAAAUUGUGUGUGCUAUUACAAAUAUAAGUAAUCUCACAGCAAUUUAUGGAUUAACUUAGAGUUGGAAAAUUGUUCUUGAGCAGAUGCUUUUCUAUUGGGGAUCUAGAUUAUUAUAUUAAUUAAAGGUGCUGUAAGUGAAUUUUUUUUAUGAAAUGACACGCAGAAAACAUCCCUAUUACCUGUCAGAUGUAACAGCCCCUAUGCUCUGUAAACAGCUGGGAAAACGGUCAGGUUCGUUGUUUAGCCAAUCAAAAGACUUUGAUGCACUUUCUGCCUGUCAGUCAUUCUGACCAUUCAUAGGGCAACCUAUACACUUAGCACUUUAUUAGGAACACCUUUACACCUACAUAUUCAUGGCAUUAUCUAAUCAGCCAAUUUGUGUCAGCUGUGCAGUGCUUAAAACCAUGCAGAUAUGGGUCAGGAGCUUUUAUUAACAUUCACAUCAACCAUCAGAAUGGGGAAAAAUGUGAUCUAAGUGAUUUCGACCGUGGCAUGAUUGUUGGUGCCAGACGGGCUGGUUUGAGUAUUUCUGUAACUGCUGAUCUCCUGGGAUUUUCACGCACAACAGUCUGUAGAGUUUACUCCGAAUGGUGCAUAAAACAAAAAACAUCCAGUGAGCAGCAGUUCCUUUUUGAUGAGAGGUCAACAGAGAAUGGCCAGACUAGUUCGAGCUGACAAAAAGGCUACGGUAACUCAGAUAAUCCCUCUGUACAAUUGUAGUGAGCAGAAUAGCAUCUCAGAAUGCACAACACUAUGAACCUUGAGGCGGAUGGGCUACAACAGCAGAAGACCAUGUCGGUCACUUUAUUAGUACCAUAGUGUUCCUAAUUAAGUGCUCAGUGAGUGUAUAUCCACAGUUUUCCUGACUAACCACUGGGUAGUGCCACGCUGGACUGUCUCCAUAAGAAGUCAUGAAAGAAUAACCAAUACGAGCGUUCUAGAUGGAGAACAACAACCAUUUUAAGAGUUAGUUGGAGUACAAAUUAGUUCAGGCUCAACUUUUGCAGUUGUUGGCUGUCAUAACAACUCAAAGUAGACUCACCUCAGGUGAGGCACUGUCAAAAAAUGGUCAUCGCAACUCUCUAAAAUAUCGGCACUAUAGAGCCAGUUUUUCCGAAUUGAAUACGCUAAACAACACAUUAUCCGCUUAGAACAGUGGUUCUCAACCUUUUUUUGAUAAACGCCUGCCAACUUCGUAUCCAUCUACAGAGCCAUACAGGUGCAUUAGCCGAGGUUGUGCCUCCGAAUGUGUAUUUGACGCUGGUGAACCAGACACUUCAGAUGCGUCGCUAGACUUUAAAAUCAGAUGAACCGUGGUACAAAUGAGUACCAACCCAUAUAACUGAAAAUCAGCUGAUAUACUCAAAGUCUAGAUAAACGUUUUAACGCUAAGAAGAACUUGUCGAUAGAUUUGAUCAUUAUGACUGAUAAACACCCCCCCCCCCAUUUGUAACCUAACGUCCCCCUCUCUACUAAUUUGCUCUUAGCGCCCCCUGGCAUCCUUUGAACACCAGGGGUUCCACCCCCCGUUGAGAACCCCUGAAUAUAUGCCGAUGCGAGUGAAAACACUGGAGACCAGAAGACAAAAACAGGCUUUCGUUACGAAUCAUGCAACACUGCCGCAUUUAGGAAAAAGGUGGAUUGAUAGCGGGAAGCUGAGAGUGUCAGUUUGAGAGUUGUCCUUUUGUCACAUGAGAACUCUAUUUUGCUGCUGUUGCUUUUGAUAACCAGCAUACUUGUAGGCUACUUGUACAAUGUCAGACAUCAAAUUGCAUAUUUAUUGUUCCCACCUGUGAAACUGAGAUGCUCUUAGUAAUCUCUGAUUACAGCAAUCUCCAAGCGUGUGGUUUUGGAUAGAGGGGGGCAUGUCUAAUUAGACAGCUAGGUCUUAUGGAAGUUCCAAAACGGUUAAUAUCACUUACAGCACCUUUAAGGCCAAAUUAACCUCAGGAAACACUUUCUAAAAUUGAGGAAACAUUCUAAGCAUUUUUCCAGCUAUUGUCCCAAUAGAGCUGUUCAGCCAUGAUGUUUAUUUGUUGGCGAACCCGGAAAGGCUAAUUCGCCAUGUGUUCCCUCUGGAAUUUCCUAUGGGUUUUUAUAAUGUCAGUUUUGGAUUUAUGGGUGAAAUAAGGUCUGUGGUAAACAUUACUUGAAGAUACUGGACUUUUGUUCUAUAACAUAAACAGGGUUGGGAGGGUUACUUUUUAAAUAUAUUCCACUACAGAUUACAGAAUACAUGCUGUAAAAUGUAAUUUGUAAUGUAUUCCGUUAGAUUACUCAAGGCAGUAACGUAUUCUAAAUACUUUGGAUUACUUUAUUUUUUCACUUGUUUUGACAAUAAAAACUCUGCCAGUACAGUAAGACAAAAUACAUAUUAAAAAUACAUUCUCUGAAAAUCCUAAAUAUCUUAUGCAGUGUUGUUUCUAAAACAAGAAAAAUCUAAUUGAUCUUGUUUUAAGGAUUUUUAGAUAUUUUUACAGGAAAACAAUACAAAAAUUAUUAUCAAGAAUAUGAUUUUUGCCGUAAUAUCAAAGGUCUUACUAGAAAAAAAGAAAUUAUGAUCCAUUGUGAAUUUUCUUGAUAAAAAAAAUAUGAUCUUGCCUGGUAACGUGCAUGUAAAAUGGCUAGAAAUAGCAUUUUAUCUUAGUGUAAAGCUGACAAUUUACACAAGGUUUAUUUCUGUUUCUUCUUCUCCAAACUUCAAAUUUAAUUCUCUGUCUGCUCGUAUGAAUGUAUCACAUCAUAAGAAUGUGCUUCACCGCUGUUCAAAUGCACUUUGGAUCGCAUCCUUUAUAUGUAUAAAUGUUUUCCAUCUGAAAGGACUAAAUAUUAAAUGAAACAAAUGACAAUAAAAUGUAAAGUAAUCUCUUCAGUAAUUAAAAUACUUUUUGAAUGUAACUGUAUUCUAAUUACCAAUGAUUUAAAUUGUAACUGUAAUGGAAUACAGUUACUUAUAUUUUGUAUUUUAAAUACGUAAUCCCCUUACAUGUAUUCCGUUACUCCCCAACCCUGACAUAAAUUACAUAGUCAUACCCCAAACGUGAAUUUUUUAAGCCACUGUGUUUGUUGUAUGUAUGCUGCUAACAAUUUGCUAAGUAAGGAUUACAACUACCACAGGCAUGUAAGUGUACGUGCCUGUUGACACAACAAUACUAAUUCUCUUCCGUAUAUUUGGACUACAA
This is a messenger RNA of Myxocyprinus asiaticus (Chinese sucker), 13661 nucleotides long. Its product is annotated as protein unc-80 homolog. Gene Ontology annotation, molecular function: monoatomic cation channel activity. The coding region runs from base 57 to 9962 and encodes 3301 amino acids. Lineage: Eukaryota; Metazoa; Chordata; Actinopteri; Cypriniformes; Catostomidae. Gene Ontology annotation, biological process: monoatomic cation homeostasis. Gene Ontology annotation, cellular component: axon; cation channel complex. The transcript is spliced from 63 exons. The record is from RefSeq and is a predicted model, not a curated record.